Messenger RNA from Manacus vitellinus (golden-collared manakin), 1129 nucleotides. It is a transcript of the gene GNAI3, whose product is annotated as G protein subunit alpha i3. Gene Ontology annotation, cellular component: heterotrimeric G-protein complex. The transcript is spliced from 5 exons. The record is from RefSeq and is a predicted model, not a curated record. Lineage: Eukaryota; Metazoa; Chordata; Aves; Passeriformes; Pipridae. Gene Ontology annotation, molecular function: G protein-coupled receptor binding; G-protein beta/gamma-subunit complex binding; GTP binding. Gene Ontology annotation, biological process: adenylate cyclase-modulating G protein-coupled receptor signaling pathway. The annotation marks the transcript as partial.
UUCGUGCUGGCGGGCAGUGCCGAGGAGGGGACGCUGACGGCCGAGCUCUCCGCGCUCAUCCAGCGCCUCUGGAGCGAUCCCGGCGUGCAGGCCUGCUUCGGCAGAUCCCGGGAAUACCAGCUCAACGACUCCGCCGCAUAUUACCUGAACGACCUGGAGCGCAUCUCCCAGCACAGCUACAUCCCCACCCAGCAGGACGUGCUCCGGACCAGGGUGAAAACCACGGGAAUCGUGGAGACUCACUUCACCUUCAAGGACCUGUACUUCAAGAUGUUCGACGUGGGCGGGCAGAGGUCGGAGCGGAAGAAGUGGAUCCACUGCUUCGAGGGCGUCACGGCCAUCAUCUUCUGCGUGGCCCUCAGCGACUACGACCUGGUGCUGGCCGAGGACGAGGAGAUGAACCGGAUGCACGAGAGCAUGAAGCUCUUCGACAGCAUCUGCAACAACAAGUGGUUCACGGACACCUCCAUCAUCCUCUUCCUCAACAAGAAGGAUCUGUUCGAGGAGAAGAUCCGCCGCAGCCCCCUCACCAUCUGCUACCCCGAGUAUCCAGGCGCCACCGACACGCGCAACGUGCAGUUCGUGUUCGACGCCGUCACCGACGUCAUCAUCAAGAACAACCUCAAGGAGUGCGGCCUCUACUGAGGGACCCCCGGGAACGCCCCGGGAAUGCGCCGGGAAUGCGCCGGGAAUGUGCCGGGAACGGCCGCGGAGCCGCGGGAACGCCGGGAGGCUCCGGCACAACAACCUUCCUUCCUGGGGACCUCGUGUUGGAGGGGACGUGGAUUUGGGGAAUGGGGGGUUUGGGAGUGGGGGUGGAGAUCAGGGAAUGGGGGUGGAGCCUCCCGGCGUCGCUGGAUGGAGAGAUCUCCGUGGAUUCCAGCGGGAUUCCAGUGGGAUUCCAAGCGGAUUGCAGCCCAAUUCCAGCCUGAUUCCACUGAGAUUCCAGCCCUGGGAUUCCAGUGGGAUACCAGCCUGAUUCCAGUGGGAGUCCAGCCAGACUCCAGCCUGAUUCCAGCCCUUGGAUUCCAGCCCAAUUCCAGCCUGAUUCCAGUGGGAUUCCAGUGAGAUACCAGCCUGAUUCCAGUGGGAUUCCAGCCAGACUCCAGCCUGAUUCCAGCCCUUGGAU